AUGAUGAUGAAAAGAUUUUACCAAUCUCGGCGAGCCAACGCUUUGUUCGUUUCCGUCACGUUCGUCGCCUUGGUGUUUUUCGUUGCGUACCACAAACAAAUAUUUCGGCACGGAUUUACUUACACCAGUAAAGAUCUAAGAGAAAAACACAACAAAAACGACGACAAAAAUCGACUGAAAAAUGAUGAAGUAAUAAAUGUGGAUCACAUGGACAUUAUACCAAACGGAAGAUAUGCUGAUAUCAAACAGACAAAUACUGAGCGAAAACAAAACAAUAUAGAGAAUAUUGAUGUCAGUGCAAAUGAUCUCGGAGCACAUAGCUUCCUUCUUGUAAACAAUUCAUUGGAAGUCAAAACCAAUACCAAAAUGAGUAAUGGUAUAAACAGUGUCGCAGACAACAUUGAAAAUACCCAAAAUAGCAAUAGUAUAAACAGUGUCGCUGACAACAUUCCAAAUACCCAAAAUAGCAAUAGUAUAAACAGUGUCGCUGACAACAUUCCAAAUACCCAAAAUAGCAAUAUUAUAAACAGUGUCGCUGACAACAUUCCAAAUACCCAAAAUAGCAAUAGUAUGAACAGUGUCGCUGACAACAUUCUAAAUAGAUUACCUUUUAUACCUGAGGUUCCAGGCAGAAUAUCCGAUACUCAUCUCACCAAUAUCAUAAACAAAAUACCAGAUACUCAGUUUCUUCCUUAUCUUCGCACGGAUAACGUCCCGGAAAUACGUCAUCACCUUGAUCCAGCUAAAUAUAAUCCAACGAAAUACCAUAUCGAUACAGGAAAUGUCAAGAAGGUAGUGGAAUUGCUUCAGGUGAAGACUCCAGCUAUCGCCAAUAGCGACAGUAUGUUUACUAGGAAGCUCAUCAGGGAUUCAAGAAUAUCUGGAGAAACAAACGGUUCUUCGCUGGUACUACUCCUGACCUACCUCCGUAGUGGUUCCACUCUGACUGCCGAUAUCAUCCAGCAGGUUCCUGGGAUGUUUUACGCUUUCGAACCGUUAAAACGUUACAUAACAACAGAUGUCGGUUAUAUAUCAUUGAAUGGAAUCUGCUCAAUGAACAGCUUGUCUUGCAGGAAACCUAUAAUAGCUUCGGAACAACCUAACCUCUUUAUGGAAGACAUUGUCCGUUAUUAUGGUUGCGAUCUUGAACAUGUGGCGGGUCCGUUUCUGUGGAGUGAAAACAGCGACUCUGUGAAACAAUACAAAGAUUGUACGCGUGCUGCAGCACAACUCAAUGCGGACAAUCACUUUUGCUUACAUCAGUGCUUCAUCUCGACAAGAUAUUUGAAAACCAUUCGUCUAUCAAUGGAUGUAGCAGAAAUUCUGAUGCAAAUAAUUCCAAACCUAAAAGUUAUUCAUCUUCUACGUGAUCCACGCGGAAUGAUAGAUUCUAGGAGGCGCGGAAUGUUUUUAAAAAAAGGGAUGGACAUAGCUGUUGCAGCCCGAUCCAUUUGUCAACGCUUCGAACGGGACAUAGAGAUAGCCAGAGAACUUAGACGGAAAUAUCCUGGACGGCUGAAGACGGUUUUAUAUGAACAGAUUGCCGAAUAUCCUAAAUUAGCUUCCGAAAGUUUAUUUAAAUUUCUUGGACUGACGGCUCCAGCGAAUUUUGAUGCGUGGUUGUACAAUCACACGGCUGCUGGCACUCGAGGGAAAUAUUACGGAACGACAAGGGCCAAUUCCAAACUGACCGCGAGGUUAUGGAGACAUCGUAUGUCGUACGAAGACGUUACCAAAGUCGACAAUGAAUGUCCUAUCUUUUAUAACUACACGGGAAUUCUAAAAGUUCAAUCGGAAAAAUCACUCAGAAAUUUGAAUUCACAGUUGCGCAUGCCAAACUCUGAGUUUGGAGACUUUUUAUAA
This is a messenger RNA of Ylistrum balloti, 1863 nucleotides long. RefSeq names its product carbohydrate sulfotransferase 3-like. The transcript has 4 exons. Gene Ontology annotation, biological process: sulfur compound metabolic process; N-acetylglucosamine metabolic process. Lineage: Eukaryota; Metazoa; Mollusca; Bivalvia; Pectinida; Pectinidae. Gene Ontology annotation, molecular function: N-acetylglucosamine 6-O-sulfotransferase activity. Bases 1 to 1863 code for a protein of 620 amino acids. The record is from RefSeq and is a predicted model, not a curated record.